Salpingoeca rosetta is the source of this 1270-nucleotide messenger RNA. RefSeq names its product DNA primase. The transcript has 13 exons. The record is from RefSeq and is a predicted model, not a curated record. Gene Ontology annotation, biological process: DNA replication, synthesis of primer. Gene Ontology annotation, cellular component: alpha DNA polymerase:primase complex. Bases 161 to 1270 code for a protein of 369 amino acids. NCBI's taxonomy places the organism in Eukaryota, Choanoflagellata, Craspedida, Salpingoecidae.
GCCAAAGACGCAAACGCGAACAAGGACCACCACUACAAGCAGCAGCCAACCACACACACACAAGCACUCACACACACACACAAGCACUCACACACACACACACACACACACACACACACACACACACACUCACACAACAUCACACACAUCACUGGGCAUCAUGAGCGACGGUGAUUUUCCACAACUGCUGCAGCAGUACUACGCGCGGCUGUUCCCGUACACAAAGUACUUUCGAUGGUUGUCGUACGGAAGCACAGACAAGGUGUUCCAAAACAGGGAGUUCUCCUUCACCCUCAAGGAUGACGUGUACGUGCGUUACCAAAGCUUCACAGACCUUGCAGAUCUCAAGCAAGCCAUCCAAGCCAAGUGCCCAUACAAGAUUGACAUUGGUGCCGUGUACACAACAAAGCCAAAGGACCACAAGAAGGUGAAGGCAAGCGAGUUCUACCCCGUGCAGAAGGAGCUGGUCUUCGAUAUUGAUAUGACCGAUUACGAUGAGAUCCGCACAUGCUGCAGCGGUGCCGCCAUCUGCCACAAGUGCUGGCCAUUUAUGACAGCCGCUCUCAAAGUCCUCGACAAAGCUCUCCGCGAGGACUUUGGGUUCCAGCACCUGCUGUGGGUGUACUCUGGUCGCCGCGGUAUCCAUUGUUGGGUGUGCGACGAACGUGCCCGCAUGCUCACACAGGAGGGGCGGGGUGCCGUUGCGGAAUACCUUCAGCUCGUAUCCGGAAGCGACCAGAUGGCAUGCAAGGUGCACGUGCCACCAUCGUACCCGGCCGCCACCCGCGCGUUUGAUAUCCUCAAGCCGUACUUCCACUCCACCGUCCUCAGCGCUGAUGGACAGGACCUGCUGAACCACGCCGAACAGCGGCGGGCACUGCUCGGCGUGUUUGAGGACAGCAGCAUGACCGAUGAUCUCGAAUCGAGAUGGACCGGUGACACGCGCUCCUCCGAGCACAAGUGGGCCGACGUCGAGAAGGCGGCAAAGGCAGCAAAGAAACGCUCCAAGCUCCAAGCCAUCACCCUGCAGCACACAUACCCACGCCUUGAUAUCCAUGUGUCCAAAGGGUUGAACCAUCUCCUCAAGUCCCCAUUCGUCGUCCACCCAAAGACGGGCCGCGUGUGUGUCCCCAUUGACCCCGAGACCGCGGACUCGUUUGAUCCCCUGGCCGUCCCCACCAUCCAGCAGCUCCUCACUGAGUUUGACGACCUUGCAGAGCAGGAGCAAGACAACAAGGAAGGCGCGGAGGUGGGGCUGUCAUCAUUAUGA